AUGACGAUGCUCGUGCCUCCUACUAACUAUCGAAUUCCCAUCUGGGCAGAACAAACAUCACAAGAAAUUUAUGGAAAUGUCGUCAAAAUGUACAAACUAACUGAACAAUUUCCAUCUGACCCUGGUUUCCGCAUUCGCCUGCAUGAAUUGCGCAAUGAUUUCUUUAAAAAACGGGAUCAAGAACUUGAAGCAAGAGAGAAAAUUGAAGAAGAAAGACGGAAAAAAGCAGCUACUAAGGCACAAGCUGAAAAAGAGGCUGAAAGAGAUAGGAAAUUAGAAUUGAACUGGCAAAGAUUCAUGGAAGGAUACAUAUUUGUAGGGCCAGAAAAACAAGCUGAAGAAGAAGAAACACGGCAGAAAGAGGCCAAAAAAAUUGCCAGAAAAGAAGCUGAACUUGAAGAUGGAGAAAGAUGGCAAAAUGACAAUGUCGUGUCAUCG
Paramuricea clavata is the source of this 438-nucleotide messenger RNA. Lineage: Eukaryota; Metazoa; Cnidaria; Anthozoa; Malacalcyonacea; Plexauridae. The record is from the annotation of a GenBank genome assembly.